Messenger RNA from Eruca vesicaria subsp. sativa (arugula), 1760 nucleotides. The record is from the annotation of a GenBank genome assembly. NCBI's taxonomy places the organism in Eukaryota, Viridiplantae, Streptophyta, Magnoliopsida, Brassicales, Brassicaceae.
UAAAAAUGGUGGUAACACAUACAAUGACGUCUAUGUCCUUGUUCCUCAUUUUGGUUUGUACUGUUAUCCUCAUCACUGUUAAUGGUUUCUCAACAACUCUCGAUGGUCCAUUUACGCCAGUGACUGCUUCACUCGACCCGAAUCUUAACCCGGUUGCAUUCGACUUGCCUGAAUCCGACCCGAGUUUCGUAGCACCAAACUCGAAAUCUCUACCUGAACAGAUCUCUGUCUCUCUAUCGUACAACUCUGACUCUGUCUGGAUUUCUUGGGUCACAACAGGUUGUUGUGAAGAAGAUUAUGGGCCUCUGGAUCCUAGCUCAGUGCGAAGCAUAGUCCAGUACCGUGAAUUCAAUGCCCGUACUAGAAACAAACAUGCCACAGGCCAUUCUAUUGUUUAUAACCGCCAGUACCAUGCUCUCAAGAAGAACUAUACUUCAGGGAUCAUCCACCAUGUUCAGCUCACAGGUCUUAAACCAUUCACAUUGUAUCAAUACCGAUGCGGAGAUCCUUCUUUAUCAGCAAUGAGCAAAGAGUAUUACUUUAGGACAAUGCCUAUGUCUACAUCAGAGAGUUAUCCGCAUAGAAUCAUUGUGGCUGGAGAUUUGGGUCUUACUUAUAAUACAUCAGUGGCUUUGACUCAUAUUCUCUCUAACCAUCCAGAUCUUGUGGUUCUAAUUGGUGGAUUCAGCUAUGCUGAUAAUUAUCUUGCAAAUAAGACAAAGCUAGAUUGUAGUUCUUGUCAGUGUGACCAAAAUAGAACCAGUUCUGAUUGUGAUUCUUGUUAUAAUGGUAAAGAAACUUAUCAGCCUCGCUGGGAUUAUUGGGGAAGGUUCAUGGAGCCACUCACAGCUAAUGUUCCAACCAUGAUGGUAGCAGGAGAGCACGAGAUUGAGCUGCAGAUUGAUGAGAAUCUGACAUUUGUUGCGUACAGUUCAAGAUUUGCAUUCCCUUCAGACGAAAGCGGUUCUUUUUCUCCAUUAUACUAUUCUUUCAAUGCAGGAGGAGCUCAUUUCAUUGUACUCAAUGCAUACACACCACAUGAUUACUCAUCUGAUCAGUAUAUUUGGCUUGAAAGUGACUUGAGAAACAUAAACAGAUCAGAAACUCCAUGGGUGGUUGCAACUUGGAGUCUUCCUUGGUACAGCACAUUCAAAGGGCAUUACAGAGAAGCUGAAUCCAUGAGGAUAAACCUUGAAGACUUGCUCUAUAGCUACCAAGUGGAUAUUGUCUUCAAUAGUCAGGUUGAUGCCUAUGAGAGAUCAAACAGAGUCUACAACUACACGUUAGACCAGUGUGGCCCGGUUUAUAUUACAAUCGGUGCAGGAGGAGGUGGAAAACUGGAGUCUGAGCAUGUAGAUGACCCAGGGAACUGUCCAGAUCAUUCUCAGAGAAACUCUAUUGGAUCUUGCAGUUUUAACUUCACGGUAGGACCUGUGAACGACGAGUCUUGCCCACUUAACCAGUCAGAUUACAGCGCGUACAGAGAGAGCAGCUUUGGAGUCGGUAUGUUGGAAGUGAAGAAUGAAACUCAUGCACUGUGGAGCUGGAUCCGGAAUCAAAACGUGUACUAUCUGGCCGGAGACGUCAUAUAUAUCGUACGUCAGCCUGACAUCUGCUCGGUUUAUAAGUAAACCAAGUAGUUAAACCGGUAGAUGUUGUAACGGUUUACUUAGCCAUCAACUUGGAACUUAGAUAAUUCGUUAGAAUUACAAGGGAUCUGUAUAUUUGUCAAAAUUCAUCACUGAUACCUUUAUGGAUAA